Molecule: messenger RNA, 2532 nt
Organism: Nematostella vectensis (starlet sea anemone)
Lineage: Eukaryota; Metazoa; Cnidaria; Anthozoa; Actiniaria; Edwardsiidae
Product: glutaryl-CoA dehydrogenase, mitochondrial
Exons: 16
Coding region: 350-1465 (371 amino acids)
Biological process (GO): fatty-acyl-CoA biosynthetic process; fatty acid beta-oxidation using acyl-CoA dehydrogenase
Cellular component (GO): mitochondrial inner membrane
Molecular function (GO): flavin adenine dinucleotide binding; fatty-acyl-CoA binding; glutaryl-CoA dehydrogenase activity
Source: RefSeq, a predicted model, not a curated record
CAAAAUGCAUGGGAAUUGCUAUCUUCUUCGAAAUCCAUGCACCGUUUGGCUCUUGGUUGUUAUGCAACGUUUUUCUUGUCACCACUCAUAAUAACACGAAACUCUUUUGUACGACAAAUAUAAUUUCUUUAACCAGGGAUGUUCGUUUGCAAUGUUUUGUAGUAAAUAUUGGACACAAUACUAUAUUUGUGAAACAGUCUUCACGUCUUGGAAAGCAAAAUAUAAGUUAUAAUGACUUUUUCACCUUAACGACUGUACAGCUGUUCAAGAGAAAAAAAGGUCAAGCUUUGCAAAAUUCAACUACCAGGACCCAUUAAAUCUUGACUGUCGGCUCACUGAGGAGGAAAUCAUGGUUAGGGACCAGUUUAGGGACUAUUGCCAAGAGAAACUGAUGCCCCGGAUCUUGAUGGGCAAUAGGAAUGAAGUCUUUGAGAGAGAAAUUUUCCCAGAGAUGGGUGAGCUUGGUGUUCUUGGAGCAACCAUUGACGGUUAUGGCUGUGCUGGUGUCUCAUCGGUUGCUUAUGGCCUCAUAGCUAGGGAGGUGGAAAGGGUUGACAGUGCUUACCGUUCAGCCAUGAGUGUCCAGUCCUCUCUUGUAAUGCACCCUAUUCAUGUGUUUGGUACAGAGGAGCAGCGACAGAAGUAUCUUCCUAGACUAGGACGUGGUGAAAUAGUUGGCUCAUUUGGUCUGACUGAACCAAACCAUGGUAGUGACCCAGGCAGUAUGGAAACCAAGGCAAAGUACAACAAGUCAAGCAACACAUACAUACUGAAUGGUGCCAAGACAUGGAUUACUAACUCUCCGAUUGCUGAUAUAUUUGUUGUUUGGGCCAAGUGUGAGGACAACAUUAUAAGAGGAUUCAUUCUAGAAAAGGGCAUGGCUGGUCUGUCAGCACCCAAGAUCGAUGGCAAAUUCUCUCUACGUGCAUCAGCCACAGGAAUGAUCGUAAUGGAGGAUGUGGAGGUACCAGCUGAGAACCUCCUUCCAAACGUUGAAGGGCUUAAGGGUCCAUUCAGUUGCCUUAAUAGUGCACGAUAUGGAAUAGCAUGGGGUGCGCUUGGAGCUGCAGAAUUCUGUUAUGAGACAGCAAGGCAAUAUGUGCUGGAUAGGGUACAGUUUGGGCGACCACUGGCAUCCAACCAGCUUAUCCAGAAGAAACUCGCAGACAUGGCAACAGAGAUAUCCAUAGGACUGCAAGCUUGCCUGCAAGUCGGCCGUUUGAAAGACGAAGGAAGACAUUGUCCUGAUAUGGUAUCGAUGAUCAAGAGGAACAGCUGUGGAAAAGCACUUGAUAUUGCUCGUCAAUCAAGGGAUAUGCUGGGAGGUAAUGGCAUAUGUGAUGAGUAUCACAUCAUUCGGCACGUCAUGAACUUGGAGUCUGUAAAUACUUAUGAAGGCACACACGACAUUCACGGUCUAAUCCUGGGCCGAGCUAUUACUGGGAUCCAGGCCUUCUCUAGAUAAUCGACUGAACGUCCCAGCGGUCUUUGCAUCCCCAAAAGGUCUCUACCGCAGAAAAAUAAGUUUUCCCUGCGCGGCGUUUUCGUUGACGAGGAAAGAAAGUGCUCGAUCCCAAAUUAUUUUGCGCACGAGGAUGAAUACGUUUGUCAGGUCGCCCCCGUCAAAAUUUUAUAGAAAACUGUAAAUAUUCAGGUAACAAGGUUUUCUCGAAAAGGUAAAGUGCGUUGGACGUCGUUCUUGCUGUUAAGAUGAAAUAGGUUAGAUAGUUGGGGCCCUAAAUACCAAGGGUUUCGCUUGGGGGCUUGAUACUGCAUGGAGUUCUUUUUAAAGAGGUGACUAAACAGUAGGACUUAUUGGUAAAUAAGGGUGUAGAAAAUAAUGACGAUAUUUGCCAGGCCAUGAUGAUUGGCAAACUUGAAAUCUACCCCCAGAUACCCUGCAUAUCGGAGUGCAGGCUUUGACACCGGCGUUGGGGAUACCUUCAAUUUAGAAAAUACGGAUUGUGUUCAAUUUAGACAAUACGGAAUGUGUAUUUAUUGCGUGUACCUUAAAUUAACAAUUUUAACGUCACAUGUAGUGGUCUCGGUAUUGUAUUGACCUAUAAGGUAGAUAAUUAGUCAGGCCAUUUCUUCUAAACAUGUUUACAAAAGUUUAUACCGUGUUAAACAACAUUUUUCAUAAGAAUCCUUCGGAGCAUAAGGGCUCUUGUAUGUACAGGGUCGUAGCCAGGGGGGUGGCCCAGGGGCCCGGGCCCCCUCUUCUAGCAGCCAAAAAUACAGUAAAUGUAUGAGACAUUAUCUAAAAUACAGGAGAAAAUGGCUUGAAAGGGCCUUUUGGGCCCCCUCCUGUUAAAAAUCCUGGCUACGCCGUUGAUGUACUCCAUAUAAGGCCCAUGUUUGUUUUCAUCAAAAAUUCCAAUUUUGUAGCUUUUAACAAAAUAAUGUAAUAAUGCAUUGUUGUCUUUCUCGGCUGAAAGCUAAAUUGUUUACAUGGCCAGCCUGUCAGUACACUACCGAUACCGUGGGUCUAGCAUGUAAAUUUUAUAAACAGUAAAACCAAAUGACCACAAA